CCGUGACGCGGUUCUGAGCGCGGCGGCAGCGCGGGGCGAUGCGGGGCGCGGGCGGGACGCGGGAGCGGGACGAGCCCGGACUGGGCGCCUUCGGUCUCGGGCCUGCCCUCGUUACCUGCCCCUGGGGCUGCACGCUCGGCCCCGCCGGCUGGAGCGGCGCGCCUUUCUGCCCCCGGCACCGAAUGUCCAACUUCGCCGGCCUCCCGGUGCCGUCGCAGGGCCGCUCGCAGCCGGGGGACGAGUCGGGGGACGUGUGUUUCCUCUGGGACGACGUCCCCGGGGUGGAUUACUACCCGCUGGGGGAGGACGAUGACGACGGCAAUGACGAUUACGAUUACGACGAGGACGACGGAGGUUUCCAGUUCUUGGACCAUCCCCUGGCGGAGGGGGCCAUUCCCUACAGCUACUGCGGCUUCCGCAAGUCCUUCCUGUGCUCGGAGCCGCCUCCGCAGCUCCCCCGCACCUCUCCCACCGCCCUGGAUGCGCGGCUGGAGCGGCUGCCCACGCCCCGCCGCACCUGGGUCACGGCAGAGGAAGCCGAGAAGAACGCGCAGGAGCUGGUGGCAGAGGAGGAGCGCGCGAAGAGGAAGGCGGAGAAGAAGAAGCUGAAGAGGAAGAAACAAAAGGACCGAAAGAAACAAGAGAAAGUGGGUCAAGAGCAGAAGAACAAAGAGAACACUGACCCAAGUCCCCCAAGUGGCCCUGCAAGCACUGGGGCCCCCCCAAAUGGUGCUGAGGAUGAAGGAUGCAGCCCAGAGCCCUCCCCAUGCCCUGAGGACUCCACAGUCUCCUCAGAGGAGCCUGGCCUGGAGGACACAGCGGUGGCAGAGGAGGAGCUGGACCUGAGCUGCACUUUUGUCUGCAAAGCACGGGAGAAGGCGGGGGUCCGGCUGCCCCCUCCGGGCAGGGACCGUGCCCCCGGCACACAGAAGGUGGGGCCCAGCAGGAAGGUGCCAGAGAAGCCGAGUGGGUGCCCUGUGGAGACACCUGUGUCCCCCCAGCCCCUCAAGCCCAGGCCGCCCAGCCCCAACACGAUGAAGCAGAGCCUGGCUCUUGCAGGCCACGGCAUCGAGGCAGCCCAGAUGGGCCAACACACCGAGGCCGUGUGGGCCUUCACCGAGGCCCUGGAGCUGAACCCCCAGGAGCACCGGCUCCUGGGGAACCGCUCCUACUGCCUGGAGAAGCUGGGCCGGUACGAGGAGGCCCUGGCGGACGCGGAGGCGGCGCUGGCGCUGCGGCCGGGCUGGCCCAAGGGCACCUUCCGCAAGGGCAAGGCCCUGCGGGGGCUGCAGCGCUAUGCCGAGGCCGCGCGCACCUUCGAGGAGCUGCUGCUGCAGGACGAGGCCUAUACUGAGGCAGCCACGCAGCUGGAGGCCUGCCAGGCCCUGCUGCAGCAGUGCAGCCGCCCCGGGGGUGUCCCCGUGUCCCCCUUCCUGCUCAAGGCUAAGGAGCCGCUGUUUCUCCCGGCGGGAUGGGCGACCAAGAGCUGCCAGGACACAGGUGACAAAAGUGUGACAGCCGGCAGCAGGGCAACACCCACAAAAGACCCAGAACGGAGACCUGCUGUGGCCAGUGGCCACCCAACACUGCCACCGAGCCACCCCGCCAGGGACUGCUUCCCGCUCUGGGUGGGCAAUGUCACCUCCCACAUCAGUGAGAAGGUGCUGCGUUGUGCCUUUGGCCGGUUUGGGGAGAUCCGCUCCGUGCGGCUGCUCCCAGGGCGCCACUGUGCCUUCAUCAACUUCGCCGGGAGGACGGAGGCCGAGGAGGCCUUCAGGGCCAUGCAGGGUGCCACCGUGGAGGGCAGCAAGCUGUUGCUGCAGCUCAAGCACCCAGUCCACGCCACGCCAGCCCCCCAGCCCCGUGCCAAGGGCAGGGCCCCCCCUGGAGGGCUGCCCAGUUGACCCCGCUCUGCUGGGGGGGCUGCCAGGGUCCCCCCUCACCUGCCUGUGCCUUGUCCCCCCCUGCCGGGGGUGGGAGCGUGUCCCUCUCCUGCCUCGGGGGCGCUGGGGGUCGGGGCCCACCCUGCAGCCCUUUAUGCUGAGGAGGUGGGCCCGGGCUGCUCCCCGCGGCCCCUCAGGGAUUUGUACGGAUUGUGGUUUUUUAAUAAAACCGAGAUUUGUUUUUC
Messenger RNA from Prinia subflava (tawny-flanked prinia), 2128 nucleotides. It is a transcript of the gene TTC31, whose product is annotated as tetratricopeptide repeat domain 31. The record is from RefSeq and is a predicted model, not a curated record. The transcript is spliced from 15 exons. Bases 39 to 1904 code for a protein of 621 amino acids. Lineage: Eukaryota; Metazoa; Chordata; Aves; Passeriformes; Cisticolidae. Gene Ontology annotation, molecular function: RNA binding; protein binding.